This is a messenger RNA of Cinara cedri, 561 nucleotides long. The record is from the annotation of a GenBank genome assembly. NCBI's taxonomy places the organism in Eukaryota, Metazoa, Arthropoda, Insecta, Hemiptera, Aphididae.
AUGGAAAGUAUUUUUAAUAAAUAUGACGAUCACAUUAUUCGAUCACAAUAUAAAACAUAUGAAGCAACAUCAGAAACAAAUUUUAACAGAGAUGGUGGUGUUAUAACCUUUGAAAUUGAAGAUUCUGAUAUUUUUCUCAAUAUUAAACAUGCAAAAUAUAAUAUUAGUGGAAAAUACUUAAAAAAUAACAAUACUGAAUAUGAAGCUAAUAGCAAUGUUCAAUUAGAUGAUAAUUUUGUCGCAAUUUCAUUUUCACAAAUUGAAGUAAUAAAAAAUGGAACAUUAAUAGAUCAAAUUAAAAACGUCAGUAGAUCAAGCAUAAUCAAAGGACGUGUUAGUUAUUAUUUAGAUGAAAAUGGUCCAACAAUUAAUUCUGGAUUUACAGGUGGGGGAAGAUUCGAAGCUGUUGGGAAUUUUUCUAAUCUAAGUUUAGGUUUUUUUUAAGAUAUUAAAUAUCCAAUUUUUAAAGGAGGAAUUAAAAUAAAUUUUAAGAGAGCUAAAGACUAUGAUGCAUUAUAUAAAUUAAUUUCUUGGACUUCUGCAGCACCUGAUGUUGGAACA